AUGCGAUUUCCCCUUCAGCCGUCGCUUGGGACAGUGUUGGCAAUCCUGACUUGUCUUCAAGCGUUUGGAGUAUACAUUUAUCUGAAGGGAUUUCUUUUAACACGACAGACAUUGAAUAUACGUGGACAUUCACGUACCUCCUGGGACCGUUUCCCUCUCUCAUCUGCCUCAUCACCGACCGUGCUUCCUUCUAUUCCAUCUGGAUAUGCAUUUAAUCGAACCAUCAUCAUCGUCAUUGACGCAUUACGCUUUGAUUUUUCAGUACAUAGCAGCCACACGGAUCAUUACCUCAACAAGCUCCCUGUGAUUCAACGACUCUUGGAUACUCAACCUCAGUCGUCGCUUUUAUUUCAAUUCCGUGCUGAUCCACCUACGACGACGAUGCAGCGCAUCAAGGGGUUGAUGACAGGAUCAUUGCCUACUUUUAUCGAUGUCGGUUCUAAUUUUGCUUCAUCUGAGGUACAAGAGGAUCACCUUUUGCAUCACGUCAAACAGCGCUACAAUAAUAUUUACUUUAUGGGAGACGAUACCUGGGUCCACUUGUAUCCGGAUGUCUUUGAUCAACCCGACCGUACAUUUGACAGCGACAGCUUCAAGAUGCUUGACCUCGAUUCAGUGGACGAUUCGAUCUUGUCUCACCUUUGGCCCCUGAUGGACAGUGAUAAUUGGGAACUCGCGAUCGCUCACUUUUUAGGGGUCGACCAUUGUGGACAUACCUAUGGUCCGUCUCACCCCAACAUGGCAAGAAAACUCGACCAGAUGAACACGGUGAUUGAAAGGAUUUUGGGUCAAGUCGAUAACAAUACCUUGUUUAUCCUCAUGGGCGACCAUGGCAUGUCUCCCGAGGGAGAUCACGGGGGAGAAAGCUUGGAAGAGCUCAUGAGUACUUUGUUUAUUCAUUCUGGAAGACCAUUGGGUUUAGGCUCACAUCCUGAGCCACAGGAAAAUACCUAUCCUGUUGUAGCUCAAGUGAAUCUCGUGCCUACACUAUCGUACCUUUUACAAGUCCCUAUACCCUUUGGAAACCUUGGUGCUAUCAUACCUGACCUAUUGCUACCUGACAAACCAUCAGACAAUAAGAUAUACAAUCUACUUCAUAUUGUUGGACAGUUUCGAAUCAAUGCUCUACAAGUAUAUGAUUACAUCAUCCAUUACUCUCAGCAAACGAAGCAACCGGAUUUUUCAACUACACAAUUAGGACCUAUCCUCAAGCAUUUAUACGACGCUGAUAAUAUCAUGUUUGAACUUGCGCUGUUUGAAUAUGAUGCGUUCUUGAUUGGCACAAUUCAAUACUGUGAAUCGAUCUGGGCCCAGUUUGAUGCAGGAUCCAUGCUAUUGGGAAUAGCCCUCUUGGGGCUCUCUGUUAUUGUAUCCAUGCUGUCUAUGAACAUUGAGAUCACACGCAACCGUUUGCUCUAUUCUACUCUAUUUAUGGUUCCUGUCUUGUUUGCGCUUCAGCCCUUCACCAUAACGUUAUGGCAGCAUGGAUGGUUUGAGAAGAUGAGCUAUACAGAUUGGCUAGGUGUUUUGUUUUCGUUCUAUGUAUGCUGUCUUUUCUCUUCAGUAACUUGCUUAAAGACAAAUCCACUGUCUUUGGAUUGGGGCCUUACAUUUAUUAUUAGCCUUGCACAGUCCUUUACUCUAGGCUCCAAUAGCUACGUUGUUUGGGAGGAUGCGAGUGUAAGAUAUGUGUUGUCUGCUCUGUCGAUUCUAUGGUUUACCAGAAACUGUUUAUCUACAAGACAUGAUCCCAAUCUGGCUAUGGUUGUCCAAGCAGCAAAAGAACCAUUGUUGUUUCUGACCGUCGUACGAUUGACAAGUGCGACAGGUCAAUGCCGCGAAGAACAGUUCCCAUACUGUCAAUACCUUCAUCACGACUUUUUAUCAUAUGACAGUUACUCGGCAACCCUUGUCUCAAUCAGUUUUAUUGUCACAGUCAUUCUUGUCCUAUUUUACUCGUCUCUACUGCUGAAGCGUAGUGUAGGCAAAGACAGGAUACCACAUAGCGUCUAUCAGUUGUGUGGUAUGAUUGUGGCUAUCAGAAUGAUUGUCGAGAUUCAUCAGAGUUCAACGGAAACUGCUACUGGCUGGAUGAUGGUUCCAGUGGUGGUUCGAAAGAUACUCGAUGUUUACUUGCCACGUCUUGUCUAUGCUCUGUGUGUAUUCAUCUCUGCCUAUGUGGUUCAUCAAAGAUCUUGUUACAGCAAGCCGCAACAAGGCUGGGUAUUACUGUUCAUAUGGAGUACGAUGCUGGCCAUGCUCCAACGACCGCUCGCAAGCUUGAUCAUUCUUCUUUCUCCUUGGGUAGUCCGUCUAUUAUUUAAUGGUGAUCAAACAAGCUUGUUACUAAGAUUGACUCUCUUGCAGUUCUUUGGACAUCACCUCUUCUUUGUCACAGGUCACCAAGCGACGUUUACUUCUCUACCAUGGAAGGCAGCAUUUGUAGGAUUUGAUGACAUGAAUUACUAUGGUGGUAUGGUCUUGGUGACACUUUCGACUUUGGCAGGGUAUAUCAUCUCUUGGAUAGGUUGGCUCGUUCUCUUGUCAAAGGAAGCAUCCAAACGGGAUAUCAAGCAAUCUCUCUUUCUUUUGAUACUCAUGCAAGCUGUCCCGACUUUUCUGUGUGCUAUAUUUGUAUUUAUUUUAAGACGGCAUUUAAUGACCUGGAAGAUAUUCGCUCCCCGUUUCUUAUUUCAGAUUUUGUUAGAUAUUGGUGCACACUUGGCAACCAAUGUGUUGGAAAGAAUGUCUGCAUAA
Messenger RNA from Rhizopus microsporus ATCC 52813, 2757 nucleotides. RefSeq names its product alkaline phosphatase-like protein. The record is from RefSeq and is a predicted model, not a curated record. Lineage: Eukaryota; Fungi; Mucoromycota; Mucoromycetes; Mucorales; Rhizopodaceae. Gene Ontology annotation, biological process: GPI anchor biosynthetic process. Gene Ontology annotation, molecular function: mannose-ethanolamine phosphotransferase activity. Gene Ontology annotation, cellular component: endoplasmic reticulum membrane. Bases 1 to 2757 code for a protein of 918 amino acids. The transcript is spliced from 3 exons.